Adelges cooleyi (spruce gall adelgid) is the source of this 1514-nucleotide messenger RNA. RefSeq lists its product as uncharacterized. The record is from RefSeq and is a predicted model, not a curated record. NCBI's taxonomy places the organism in Eukaryota, Metazoa, Arthropoda, Insecta, Hemiptera, Adelgidae. The transcript is spliced from 2 exons. The coding region runs from base 95 to 1369 and encodes 424 amino acids.
UAUCAUGUCAUUAGCUACGCAUAAGUCAAACGGCUAGUUCUGCAAUUUUUUUUCGGAGUUCUUCAAAUCAAUAUCAAGCGUUACGCGAUCCAAAAUGAAAUUACGACGGUCGCUCGUAUUUCUAUUGCUUGUGUUGUUCCAAACACAAUGUUCGUUUGGUUUUAUAAAACCCGGGAAACUGUUUAAAACCUUUUUCGGGUUAAAAAACGAACAGAUCAGUACAGAACCAGCGAUAUUGGAAGGACAGAUCUACGACAAGACUCCUGUGAAAAUCGAAUACCCAUUACCCGAGUGGAAACCGGUUGAUCAAAUGGCAAUCACGAUCGACGAGAAACCUUUGGUCGGAGAAAAUGCAAAGUUGACCGAAGAUUUAUUCGAAAACACAGGACAGUUGAACAAUGUCUACACGGCAUCGACUGUAACCGACGACUUGACCGGCAAAAAACAAUCAGUAAUCGAUGGCGUCAAGAAUGUCGUCGCCUCGACCAAAGCAGAAAUUUCAAACAAAAUCAGCGCCAUAGCGUCCAUGUUCUCCAAGUCGCCUGGCGUCACUGUACCGGACACGGAGACGGAGUACUUGUCUUUGGGGCCUACGCCGAUCUGGGAACAAAUUAAAAGUGCCGACGGCCAAAUAGCAAAACCCAAGUCUUACCCGGGAAUCCAAGACCAAGCAUUCGUUCAAUACCAAAUUCCAGCGCGAGUAGUACCGUUCCAAAACAUGUACUACUAUCCGGUACCGCAACAACAGCCGUGGCCUAACUACGGUCCGGCCGUACACACCAGAUGGUAUCCUAAUAUCCGCUACCAGACCGGCGUUAACUCGGAAAUCCGACCGAAUCUCUAUUUAAACUCUCUGCUGUCCGCCGGUGAAAGGUCUCCACUUCCGGUUAAGGUGCCGUGUGACGCCAACGCCGCACCUUUGAAGGGUCUCGAGGCGUACCCUUAUGGCCAAGACACAAAAGCCCCUGUCCCGCCGAACCCUGAGCUGGAUGACGUGUGGACUCAAUACAAAGGGGAAAGCGAUUCGAGUAAGCCGUUCAGGGGUGACAUACCUUUGGAAGAAUCCGCUUCGGGAUCUAAGAACGACGUAUCCCGACCUUUGGGUUUGUACGCUAGCGAGGACCUCAAGAAAGCGUCGUCGCUGCAAGGAGAGAGCGCGGAAAUAUCAAACCAAGAAGAAGACAGACUGAACAAACGUACUGACUUGAACCCGUUUAGUUGGUUAGGAAAUCAACCCAGUCAAGAGGAGACCGAUUUCAACGUCGACAUAAGGACACCGCUGCAAAAGAGGCCCGCAGACAACGCAAUACCGGUAGCCGAAAUUGUAGAAAUCACAACCGCCGAAGCCAACGCCAACUCAUCGAAAUAACAUUAGAAAUACACUUAAAAUCACUUGUGUAUUUUUUAGGUAUUGACGAUUUUGUCUCAAAGCCAUAACAAUGUUAGAAUAAUUAUAACUUAUAAAAAUAAUUUCGUAAUUACUACCAUAACGUAUGCCGAAUUAACGGGUUAAG